This is a messenger RNA of Biomphalaria glabrata, 4578 nucleotides long. RefSeq lists its product as uncharacterized. The record is from RefSeq and is a predicted model, not a curated record. The transcript is spliced from 2 exons. NCBI's taxonomy places the organism in Eukaryota, Metazoa, Mollusca, Gastropoda, Planorbidae. The coding region runs from base 258 to 1118 and encodes 286 amino acids.
GCCGUUUAACUGUGUAAUAUAGAUGUAGAUUUAUGUCUUGUCUUUACUGAUAGUACUGUUUAGAAUUGAAAAGAAAUAAUUAUAACACUAUUAAUUAACAGAUCCACGACCUGUGAUAAUUUUGUUUUUUCUCUAGUAAAUACUUAUACUGUAGGCAGUGGCGUAGCAAGGUACCGCGGCAAUGGGUUUAAAAAUACGGUGUAAAUUUUGUGUGACGGAAACCAGUUCGAGCCAUGCUGUGUCAUAAUGUAUAAAUAAUGGCACCUCCUGAUAGACAAAUAGAUAAAUAUUCUCGCAACAUGCCUAACGGGCAUGCAGGGCACACCAGACAAAGUUCACAUGCAGAUUUCAGAGGUAAUCCAGCAGCUAACAAACAGGUGUCUCACUACCAAAGAAAUAGUAUGCAGGUGUAUCCGGCAAAAGCAGUUGUCCAACAGAAACCAAAAGCCCCGGUUGACGUUGAGGUUUACAGUCCAAGAGUUUAUCAGAACGCCAAUGCUCUUGAGAAAUACCAGACACAAGAGAAGCGUCAUGUCCGCCAAGGCAAACACGCCGCGGCAGUCGAUCAACUCUUUGAGAAUGAUCUACACAAUGUCCAUUACACUAAACCUCAACACGCCACGGGCAAGAACGGCCUAGAGGUAUUGCCCAACGGAAUGUCUGCUGAACACCAAGCUACUUCAGACCAAAGAUACAUUCGGCGGUAUUUGAAUCUCAAAGUCCACUAUGAUGAGCCCCGUGCACGUCCUUCGAGUGCUGUAGAGUAUGAUGCCAGCACUCUGCAUACUUCCUUCGACCCAAUGAAAGACAGGCACUUGUGGACCAUGUGGAGAACUGCCGUCAACGGACGAAUUGUAGACGAGGUCAGAAAACUAGAACGCAUCAAAUCGGAAAGAGGUUCGGAAGCCUCAAAUCACUUAGAUUCUUCUAACCCAGGGGUCUACGGUAAAGCAAUCGUGGCGCCGCCCCUGAAACGAUUCAUUAAACUCGAUGAACAUAACAGAGAAGCGGCGCAACAUUUUCAGAACUUAGGUCAAGGUCGAUUAGAAACUGAUCAAUUUGUUUACUACGGUCUCCCUAGAGUCUACAUAACCCCAUCAAGAGAUACGCCUCGUUGAUGGCUGCAGAAUGUUUAGUGCACAUUGCUUGGAUUGUUGUUGAUUCCAUCAAGUUAUACUCCCUUUUGAUGUCUACCGAACAUUUAUUGUAUGCUUAAAAGAUUAUAGGCAUUUCAUAUAUAAAAUGUGUGUGCCAAAUAAUAGAAUCUAAACACUAAAAUUAUUUGAGCCCUUUCAACAUAGCAUGAUAGAAUGGUCACUUCUACAGACUUACUAUUUAUCUUGUUGCGUUGAACAGUACUAAAUCUACUAUUCAAGUACAAAUGUAUAUAUAAAAUAACCCGAAAGUGGAUCCUUCAAAUAUAGGCUUUGACAUUGAUGUGUUGUGUCUCUUUUUCCGUACCGGUAAGUGAAACUCGUAUCUUCUCUAGUACUCAGUACACUGCAGAACUCUUCAGCACAAAGUACUCUAUACUCCACAGUGCUCUGUAAGAAGCUAGUCACUUUGAGCUCUCCUCGGCAUUGUUCUCUUAGGAUUCACUUUGCCUUCUAAUGGUUUGAGAUCAUGCUCGAACUAGCAGAGAUGACAGAGGAUUGUCUGGAUCCUUCAUGGAAAGUCUAAGAAAUGAUAUUUGCUUAUUGCCAGCUGGCUUCUGUUGUUACAGAUAACAUUUUUCAAAAUCCUCAAAGGAAUCACAAGUGAUCACAGCCUAACGAAGACUUCAAAACUGAGGUCAGGUCUGAAAGGAAAAUAUUUUUUUUCUUGACUUUGAAGUUUGGCGUCAUGUAUAGUUGCCUGAAAACAAAAUGGCGCAGAGUUAAAUUGAGAAAUUAAAAACAAAUUGAAAACUGUGGAAUGGAUAAAUCAUUUUAUGAAACAUUGUGUUCUAAAUAGGGGGCUGCCAAAUUUAACACGUCAAAAAAGAAGUCUUAAAAUGAUCCUGAUUCAUUAAGUUACUUGCUUUGCCCAUAUGUAUAGUUUAGGCUGACUUUAAAGAUAACUAUAGUUUAAUCAAAUAUUUAGCGUUCACAAUUAAUUAAAUAAUUGCCAUUUUACUCAAUACAAAGGAAACAUUCAGAAAAUUGAGAUCUCACUUUUACACCAGUGACACAAUAGUACACACAACAUCAACAGGCAGGAAUCAAAUAAACAAGUGACCAAAUAGUGAUAGUAAUAAAAACCAUUUAACAGUUUACAUAAUACAAAAACAUAUAAUCAGAGAAAAUAAUUGUAACAAUUAAGAACGUAUUUUUUCUUCAUUCUGAUGUUAAUGUUAUUAAGGUGCUAUCCCAUUCAGUUUCGUGAACUUUUAUAGUAUGUAAUGACCUGUACAUACUUUAUACUUACAUAUGUUCUAGAUAAUGUGCUGUGUACAUACUUUAUACUUACAUAUGUUCUAGAUAUUGUGCUGUGUACAUAUUUAUACUUACAUAUGUUCUAGAUAUUGUGCUGUGUACAUACUUUAUACUUACAUAUGUUCUAGAUAAUGUGAUGUGUACAUACUUUAUACUUACAUAUGUUCUAGAUAAUGUGCUGUGUACAUACUUUAUACUUACAUAUGUUCUAGAUAAUGUGCUGUGUAACAUCAUGUAAGAUCUAUUUAUUUCCAUUCAAACUUAAUGUUUUGUUUGUAUUUAUACGAGUGUAUCUGUGUACGCAUGAGGACAUAUGUAGAGAACUUAAACAUGCUUUGUACACAUGUAGACCUUCUUUCUAUGUGCCCCCGUAGAUCGUCUAGGAAAAAUAUACGCAUGUAGACUUAUGUAGAGAAAUUGGACUUUCUGCGUACGCAUGUAGUCUUAUGUAGAGAAAUAAUGGUUUUUCUGUGGAUACCUGUAGACUUCUGUAGAGAAACUGGACUUUCUAUGUACACAUGUAAUGUUAUAAAGAACUUUGAAUUAUCUUAAUAAGAACGUAGACAGAUUGAACUUACUGCGUUAUAUCCGAUUCAUUCAGUAGUACAUAUUUCAACAAAAAAACUCAUUUUGAAAAUACAGUUUUAUUGACAGGUAGACAUUCUAUCAGUAUCACAUUCGUUGUUUUUCAAUUGCGUAUAAAAAAUUGAUCCAACUAUUUCUAAAAAGUAUGUGAAAGAAAAUAAAAGAAUCAGCUCUACGAAGUUUUUAAAUAUUCGUUGUAACAGCAGAAACACAAAAGUAACAGCAGUAACACAAAAGUAACAGCAGUAACACAAAAGUAACAGCAGAAACACUAAAGAAUGAUGAAACUUCUUUAGGACUGCGUAUUUCAACAGUUAUAUUUUGAAAUGGUUGCUUGUUAUGGAGUGUAUGUGUGUGUUUCCAAGGUAACGAUGAGGAAAGGGAGCGUUAGUUUUCGGGGAAGUAGAAUGAUGAAACCAUGAGCUGGUCUGUCAUAAUUGAUGUUAAGAAGUCACGUGGGUGAUAGUUGAACGCAGGUCGACUCAGAGACGUUAGAGAGUAAAGACGUAUAUUUGCUGCAGUGUGUUUUGUUGAACUAUCAUUUCAUUGUGUUACUACUUGAUCUUUAGCCCAAAGUGGAAUCUAUGUAUAUUUAUAAAUAGCAUUGCUUAAUAUCAUUUGAAACAUGGAAGAUACCGUAUGAAGACAUGUUAUGAAGACAUGUUAUGAAAACAUGCUAUAAAGACAUGUUAUGAAUACAUGUUAUGAGGACCUGUUAUGAAGGCAAGUUAUAUGAUUAUUUAUGUUGUUACUUUUGAAUGUUAGAAAUUACUUAAUAUCAAACUUCAUUGCUUAAUUUUGACGUGAAAUCCAAGUGAGUGACAGAAUCAAUGUACAGCUGAAGACUGUCUAUAUGUAGUUUUAACAGUGAUGGUUCCUAUAAACUCGUCUCAUUCUUGUCUCAUACGUGUAAAUACAAUUCAAAUAACUCACUAACUAAGGUUUUACUGCCUGCGUAAAGAUAUUUACCAGCUAUGACUACUAUGUAUGUAGUUAUAGCCUAUAAUUACAGAUAUAAUCAAUAUAAAGUAUCUAAUUCCUUCUUUAUGACCCGUAUUAUCAGGUUGAAACAAAAGUUCACUGGAUGUUAAAUAGGUUCAGUUUUAUCAGCUAGACAAUGAAGUGCCUUGUUGCCCGGCCGCCUGCCACACCCCUCCCCUGCCCGGCGGCCUCUCCCCCCCUCCAGAUCCUAUUGCCUUAAUUCGCCAGUUUUUCAGCCCUCCAUAAUCCUCACUAACCUUGCAACUGUUUAACAAACAUGUGUAGAUAUUGACCACAUUAGUGAGGUUUUUAAAUUAAUGGGAACAAAAUAAUAUACACAUUUUGGGAGAAUGAUAUUUACAUUGAAAUGAACUCAACUAUUUUUUUUCUGUGGAAAAAAAUGUUUUUCACUAAACAAAGCUCUCAAACUUUAUACAACUGUAAAAAUGGAGACUUGUUGUAACAAUGGAGACUUGUUGUAACAAGCAUACUGGUAUUCAACAAACCCGGUCACAACAAAACUGUUUGCUAUAUUGGAUACAUGCCUUUAAGAGCAAAUGUUGUUUUAAAGUCUGAACACAUAAAUACAUGAACACUU